CUGUUCCCAUUUUUUACCUGGUCUCUUCAUGAAAGAACCAUUUUGGGGUUUCUACCCAGAAGUCAUUCCUGUCCCCCUGCCCUUUAUAUUCUUGUUUCCCCAAAGUCUAGGGCUGUUUUUGUGGAUCUAGGCUUAGGUCUGGGGAAAUCCUGAUGGGACAGCAGGCCUUAGUCCCAAAGGGAAGCCUGUUGGCAAAAGGAACCAAGGUAAGGAGGACAAAGUCUGAGCGAUGAGGAAUUGGAUAAAUAUUUGUGACCUCUUAGGUCUUUCACCGUUUUCAUAAGACAAACAGUGACCGAGCCAGACAGGUGGAGCAUAUAAAGGAAUCAUUGAGAUCUCGGCCGCAUCCAGCCAAGGACGCGUUCGGCCGUCUCGCUCCUCCGGCUCGUGUCUUUCCGAAGCAGGGCUGCUCCCCCAAGCCACCAUGAUCCGGGCGGUGCUGCUGCUCUGCUACGUCUCGCUGGGCGCCGUGGCCGCCCUGCCCAGCAGUGUCCAGAGAGGACCCCUGAACUUGCAGCCGUCGUUCAGGGGCACUGGACAUCCCCCAAACGUGCUCUCCAGACAGGCUCCUCUCCUGGAUGCCAAGACCUGCCAGUAUCUCCUGCACACAGCCCCGUCCCUCGCCCCUCUGCCCAGGUACCUGUCGACCUUGGCUCAGGAGCUGGCCCUGGAGGAGGUUGGCUGCUCCACCGAGGCUCACAUGCUGCAGCUGCAGCUUACUGGGAUGGGAGAAAAGGACACCGCGGACACCCUCCGUGAGAUGAAAAGGCACAAGGAGGAGGGAGGGGCUGGUGACACUCAGGUGGUCCCCAGGGGCCUGGGGGUAUCUGCCGGGGAGCCGGGGCGGGUCCGGCGGUCAGUCACCCUUCCUGAGGCGUGCAAGUCUGACCGUGGCUGGGUGCUCUUUGAGACAGCAAUGCUGAUGGUUGAAUUUGCUGAGAAGCUUCCUCCCAGUGAACUGAUAACAGAGUUCAAAAACGCUGCCACCCAAGUCACCCAGCAGUGCUCGGAAGAAUCUUGGGCGCUGUUGGAAAAGCAGUGCGAAAGGCUGAUAAAAAGCCCUGAAAUUCAGAAUAUCUCGAUGCCUUUAGAAGAUCAGCUGUACUUUGUUGAGCGUUUUGUAGCCCUUUUGAUUCGCAUUUUCCUGGACGCCGUAUGGAGACAGUGGCAAACGUAUUUUGGGUAGAGCAGCCCGCCUCAGCUUCCUGAGUCUGUUCCCAGUGUCUGCGAGGACAGUGCGUCAGGCCUGGGCGCGGCAGGUGGCUGUCAGCGGAGUUUGCUGCUGUUUCCAUCCUGAUGAGCACAUGGGCCUGGAAUUCACUUCGCCCCCUUCUUCGUAGGUUCUAGCAUCGAUUUCUCCUUGCAGUUUUUCUUGCCAUUAUCAAAUAUUGUGAAUUUAUUAUAUUCUAGGCAUGAAGGGUGUUGUAAUCUUCCAUUCAUUUGCCUUUCACGUUUUAACUCUCCAGUUGGGUCCUGUGGCAUGGUUAUGUUAAUUUUAAACUGAAAAGAGAAAUGAAAAUGUGUCAGGGGUUAAGUCUCAGCCUGGUUGUAAAGUAGGGGAAUUCUCUGGCCCCAAACCUAAAAGCACAGAACCUGACCCAGGAUGGCUGAGAUGUGCCCAAGAGCAGUAGCAUUACUUCAGAACUGAGUAACUGAAAAGAACACCAGCCCCCUCAGCCUGCUUCCCAUGUAUGAAACAGAACACUCAGCGUGAUUAUAGCAGCCUGUGAUUGUCCUUGCGGUGAAGAGAAACCUGUUCACCUCAGAAGUUUUUGCCUUUCAUAAUAA
Molecule: messenger RNA, 1788 nt
Organism: Condylura cristata (star-nosed mole)
Lineage: Eukaryota; Metazoa; Chordata; Mammalia; Eulipotyphla; Talpidae
Product: apolipoprotein F-like
Exons: 2
Coding region: 425-1186 (253 amino acids)
Biological process (GO): cholesterol metabolic process
Source: RefSeq, a predicted model, not a curated record